AUGACAGAGGACGAUGCAAAAGCUCGGGAUGUGUAUCCUGGAGCGCAGGUGCGUAUUCACAGCUUGCAGAGCGCCAUGGGAGCAAAGCUAAACGGAUGCGAAGGCGUUGUGGAGACGUGGAACGCUGCAACUUGCCGCUGGAACGUCCGCAUUGCCGGAGUUGGUGUUAAGUCGAUUCGCGAUGAGCACCUUGAGCAGCUCAAUCCGGGCGCAUCUGGGGCACCAAAGGCCCCUGCAUCGACCACAGGAACUGACACGAUAGCCAUCUACCGGCUCCUCUGCAAAGAUGGGGUCACUGCAGUCCAUGAGAGUGACUUCCAAGCCGUGGUGCAGCGCCUGCUUCCUCAAAGCGAGGAGCAGCACAAGAAGCUGCUGUGGUUGCUGCCAAAGUGCCCAGAUGGCAAAGUGGACAUCCCCGAGGCUUUGUCACAACUGGAGAAGGGCUUCGAGCAGACGGCGCAGCCUGGUACAACUUUGGCUGGAGGCAUAGGACGAGCUCCUGUUGGGAUGGCUGGCGGGCCACCCGUGCCGCUGGUGCCUGGCCCACUGAAUCCAGCCCAAGGAGGGCGGCCUCGCAACACAGGGCAGCUAGCUCAGGAGAUCCUUAGUUUUAUGUGA
Molecule: messenger RNA, 618 nt
Organism: Symbiodinium natans
Lineage: Eukaryota; Dinophyceae; Suessiales; Symbiodiniaceae
Source: the annotation of a GenBank genome assembly